Messenger RNA from Salvia splendens (bonfire salvia), 2403 nucleotides. RefSeq lists its product as uncharacterized. The record is from RefSeq and is a predicted model, not a curated record. Bases 726 to 2201 code for a protein of 491 amino acids. The transcript has 2 exons. NCBI's taxonomy places the organism in Eukaryota, Viridiplantae, Streptophyta, Magnoliopsida, Lamiales, Lamiaceae.
UUUACAAAUUCUCCCUCUCCAAAAUAACCACUUUUUACGCGUUAUUUUCCCCCGUUUUUUUCAUGUUUAUUCUUUUCUGUUUGACCGUGUCUGCAGAAAACUUGUUUAAGAUAAACAGUAAUUCUCGUGAAAAUUGGUGGAUACGAGGAGAAAAUUUUCUGCUCUUUGAAGGGUAAUAGGUUGAAUUAUUGGGAGGAGAAAACAAAAGAUGAGGAUUUUGAGAACAAUUGAUUCCUCUUCGUGCCCUAGUUUGUGUGGAUUUAUGGUUGUGGAAGCUUAUCCCAAAAGGUAUUCUUCCAAGAUCCCUUCUGAUUUGGUUCUUUUCUUGGGCCUUGGCUUCAUAGAUUGGUAAUAUACGUCUGAAUUUUGAUAGAUACAGAAGCCAGUGUGCUUCAAUUUACUAAAUUUCUCUCUUCAAAUAUUUUAUAUUUAUGACAUAGAAUUAGGAGAAGAUCCAAAUUAUUAGUGUCUUUCUUUAGGAAUAUUUCCCUUGAGCUGAAAAAUGGAUUUUGGUGGGAUUGAUUCAGUGUCUCCCACCUGUCUCUGGAGGGCUUGAGGAGAUUGGUGGAUUAGUGUUGGAUGUGGUCUUCAUUUGCUUUUCUUGAUAUUUAUUAGGGAUGCUAUUUGGGGGUGAAAUUAGUCAGUCCAACGCCUAGCAUCUCACCUACUCACCAAAUGGGUUCAUUUUGUUUGUGAUGGGUGAUACACUUUUGACUGGUUUGUAAAUGGAGAAUCAUCACCCUUCAACCAUCUUGUCCAUGGAUUCGAGUGCCUCAUCCUCCCACGAAGAGUUAGACCUUGAGAUGAAUCCCCAAGAUAUUUUGACCCGCCCACCUGAUAUCAACCUGCCCCUUUCAGCGGAGCGAAGCCCCCCUCCACAGCCUUGGAACCCUGAACCAUGUGAUAUUCUUGAUGUUGGGCUAGGUACUCAAAUAUAUGAGACCGAGAGUUUUCUUGUCGCCCCCAAGGUUGGGAGGAAAUGUGCCAAAAGGGUUGAUAGUAUCUGGGGUGCUUGGUUUUUCUUCAGCUUUUACUUUAAGCCUGUGCUGAAUGAGAAAUCCAAGGCAAAAAUCAUACGGGAUAGUAAUGGGGUUUCUGGAUUUGAUAAAUCCGACCUGCAGCUCGAUACAUUCAUGGUUCAACAUGAUAUGGAAAACAUGUAUAUGUGGGUGUUCAAGGAAAGGCCCGAGAAUGCUCUUGGUAAGAUGCAGCUGCGUAGUUAUAUGAAUGGGCAUUCUCGUCAAGGAGAGCGUCCCUUCCCUUUUUGUGUGGAUAAAGGCUUUGUCCGGUCUCACCGGAUGCAGAGGAAACAUUACAGAGGUCUUUCAAACCCUCAGUGUGUUCAUGGUAUUGAGGUUGUUCCCUCCCCCAAUCUUAUGGCUCUGGAUGAAGAGGAUCGCAAAAGAUGGACCGAGCUCACCGGGAGGGACGCUAACCUCACCAUUCCACCUGAAGCUAGCGACUAUGGUUCAUGGAGAAAUCUACCGAACACCGAGUUUGAGCUUGAAAGAUCUGCUCCAGUGAAGGCCAAUCCACAGUCCCACACGAAGAAGCUGCUCAACGGAUCUGUGCUUAAUCUAUCGACGCAGCCUACCAAUCAUAGCAACGGGGAUGUCCUUGACCUCUCGCCUGUCAACCACAAGAGGAAGAAAGAUUUUUUUCCUCAGGGGAAUGAUGAAGAUUGUUUUCUGGUAGUGAAUGCUCCUGACCGUGCCCCUGAUCUUGAAGUUAAUCCAAAUGGGUCUCACUGGUUGCAUGAGUUCAGUGGAGUGCUGAGGAAUGCCUAUGGCCCUGUCACAGCUGCCAAAACAGUCUAUGAGGACGCAGACGGCUAUCUCAUUGUUAUCAGCCUGCCUUUUGUAGAUCUUCAGAGGGUGAAAGUCUCGUGGAGGAAUACCCUCACCCAUGGUAUCAUUAAGGUCUCGUGCACAAGUACUUCUCGCACACCAUUCAUCAAGAGAUACAACAGGACGUUCAAGCUCACGGAUCCAUCAUCAGAGCACUGCCCGCCUGGGGAAUUCGUUAGAGAAAUCCCACUUUCAACUCGAAUCCCUGAAGAUGCUAACAUAGAAGCUUACUAUGAUGGGCCGGGAACAGUGCUUGAGAUAUUGGUGCCAAAACUGCGAGAGGGGCCAGAGGAACACGAGGUCAGGGUCUGUCUUCGGCCUCACCACGGUGGUAAUGAUCUCAAACUGACCUAAAAUGUCAUUCUUAGUGAGCAGGGUGGUCGUCAGAGACUGAAAUUGUUAAUCUGAGGUGGUAGAUGAAUCAAAUCCAAUAUGGUUAUUUGUUAUAUAUUCGGUUUGUGAAGCUCUUAAAAUGCUGUAGUUUUUUAUGCCAUGCAUCUAGUUUGAUUUAAGUUGUACUCCAAUUGUUUUUGUUAUGGAAGUUAUAUUUGAAUUA